Molecule: messenger RNA, 2737 nt
Organism: Gasterosteus aculeatus aculeatus (three-spined stickleback)
Lineage: Eukaryota; Metazoa; Chordata; Actinopteri; Perciformes; Gasterosteidae
Gene: col10a1a
Product: collagen, type X, alpha 1a
Molecular function (GO): protein binding
Source: RefSeq, a predicted model, not a curated record
GAUAUAGUAUAAAUACCCUCAUCAUUGUACUGGAAGGCAGCAUAUCCUCAGUUGUGCUCCUACCCUAAGGAUAUACAGCAGUACCAGAAGCUCACUGGUGCUGAGGAGAUUGUUUUUCCCCCUUGGAAUUCUGAUUUGACCGUGCAAGAUGGAUGUACGAGUAGCAAGCAUCUUCGCCAUCAUGGUGGCCUUUACAGCCGCCCAUGGGGACCGGUACGUUGUGAAGAAGCUGGUGAAGGCCCCCCCUCAGUACCAGCCCUACUCUGUGAAGAGCCAUGUGGUGUCAGUGGCAGGUGAGCCUGGUGCUCCAGGUGAGCCUGGCCCUGAGGGGCCUCCUGGCCCUCCUGGCCCCGCAGGUGAGAGCGCUGAAGGUCUGCCUGGACCGCAAGGACCUCCUGGAGCUCCUGGAGCUCCUGGACGCUCCGUCGCUGGCAAACCUGGUUCCCCAGGUGGACCUGGCAAACCUGGCAGCCAUGGAGCACCUGGAGAGAAGGGAGACACUGGAGCCCCUGGCUCUCAGGGACCAAGGGGAGCCCCUGGAUCUGCUGGAAGCCCUGGACCUGCAGGCCUCUCUGCUACUGGCAAGCCUGGACCUUCAGGUCUUCCUGGCCCAAGGGGAUCUAGAGGAGAGCCUGGUCUGAAAGGACAUCCAGGUGUACCUGGACUGACAGGUGCUAAGGGUGAUAGAGGGGUGGGAAUUCAAGGACCUCAGGGUGAGACAGGGCCAGAAGGAGCCGUGGGUGCACCUGGACAGCCAGGUGAGCCUGGAGUUGGAAAGCCAGGACAAGCAGGUAUGCCCGGGGAGCCAGGCAAGUCAGGAACCCCAGGUAGGGAUGGUGCUACAGGUCCCAUGGGACCACAGGGACCUAAGGGACACACAGGUGCCCCAGGUGUAGGUAUGCCUGGUAAACCAGGUGAGAAUGGUGCCCCAGGUCUGCCUGGUGGAGCUGGCCCUAAAGGCCACCAAGGACCUACUGGAGCCACUGGUGCCCCUGGGGCCUCAGUAGUUGGAAAGCCAGGUGCAAAUGGGGAAAAGGGAGAGAGGGGAAAUACAGGUGCCACAGGUGCCACAGGUGCAAAGGGUGAGCAAGGUCCAACAGGAUAUACUGGCGCUACUGGUGCAACAGGCCCCACUGGUCCUGCUGGACCUCAGGGGGCAACAGGUUUCCCAGGUGAAACUGGCGCUACUGGUUCUAAAGGUGACACAGGUGCUACUGGAGCUCAGGGACCUAAGGGAAACAAGGGAGAUCAGGGAGCACAGGGAUUUUCAGGCAAGCAGGGUUAUCCAGGUGCAGCUGGUCCUCCUGGACCCAGAGGUGCCACUGGAUCAACAGGGGACAAAGGUCAUGUUGGUGCCCCUGGUACACCAGGUUCCCCAGGUAUUCCAGGCCCUGCCGGACCAAAGGGUCAUCCCGGCCGCGCAGGUGAGCCAGGUGCCUCUGGUUCUAAUGGUGCUCCAGGUUCCAGGGGGCCUUCAGGGCCUCAAGGUCCUGCUGGUACCCCAGGCCUAAAAGGACACCCAGGUCUCCCUGGUCCCUCUGGCCCUGCUGGUGUGUCUGCUAAGGGUCUUCCUGGACCUCAGGGUCCUCCUGGUCAGCCCGGUGACAAUGGUGUUGAUGGAGCCAUGGGCCCAGCUGGCCCUCCCGGUCCCCCUGGUCCUCCUGGUGAGGUUGCGUUUGAGAAGGGCAUGGGAAUGGGUGAGGUUAUGGUCAAGUCCCCCAUGUCUGCUUUCACGGCAUCUCUCAUCACCCCCUUCCCCGCUGAUGGCACCCCUAUUAAGUUUGACCAGAUUGUGUACAAUGCUGAGAACCACUAUGACCCUGAGACUGGCAUCUUCACUUGCCAAGUUCCCGGAGUUUACUAUUUCUCCUACAGCUUCCAUGUUAAUGGAGCAAAUGCCUUGGUGGCUUUGUACAAGAAUGGCCAGCCUGUUAUGUUCACUUAUGAUGAGUACAGCAAGGGCUUCGUGGACCAGAUGUCCGGUAGCACUGUCCUCUUGCUUGAUGAGCAGGACACAGUCUAUGUACAGAUCCCCGAUGAAGAUGCCGUUGGUGUCUUUGCCGCUGAGAACGUCCAUUGCUCUUUCUCUGGGUUCCUCAUUGCUUCAACGUGAUACGUUGAUACAGCAGUUCCCAAAAGCCAACCAACCAAAUUUGCAAUCUAUUUCUCAAAUUUAAGUAAACUCCCUGGUCCCUUUUCCUCAAACCGACAGGCAGUUCACCCUUCUUUGAGGAAUAGAAUCAUCUCGACUUGAAAACUACAAGACAUAGGUGCUUAGAAGAAGGAAAACUAAUUUAUGAACAGGUAUCAGGGAUGGGGGAAGCAAUCCACAAGUAUCCGUUAGCUUUAUUAACAGAAACAGCAUGUGAAAUUGAGGUGUUAGAACUGUGUUGUGUCCUGACUUUUUCUUCUUCCACUCUGUUCCUUUAAUAUUGACUUCAACUGGUGAUUCUUAAUUCAGUGUUUGUCUGUUUUUCUUUUUCUGUUGUUUUUGUAACUGUUAUUUUGGUUGGGUGACCAAUACUCUUAUUCAAAGUACACAAAUACUUUUGGUCCACCAUGUUGUAAGUGUCAUCCUUGUAGGUGACUUGAAUAUUGUGAAAUGGUAAUGGUCAAAUUGACCAUUAUGAUUAAAUCAGUCACCAGAAAAUUGCCAUACCAUCAACAACGAUGUAUCCCUGAACAUGCAUUAUGUCCUGUAAAGCAUAAUGACCAAAAUAAAAGAUGUCUAAAAAAA